AUGGCAGAAGGCCAAGAAGAACCAAAAAAGAUUACAAUCACAGUAAAAACACCGAAAGAAAAACAACAAGUGGAUAUCGAGGAAGAUGCAGACAUUAAAAAACUUAAGGAAGUGUUGUCUCCAAAGUUUAACGCAGAGCCUGAACAGCUAUGUCUUAUUUUUGCUGGAAAAAUUAUGAAUGACAGUGAUACCCUGAAACAACAUAACAUCAAGGAUGGGUUGACAGUGCAUUUAGUGAUAAAAACUCCUCCAAGGCCGGAACCUGAAGGCGGUACUCGUCGGCCACCAGCUGAUAUAAGUGCUACUCCAUUUGGAUUAAAUUCUUUGGGUGGCCUCGCUGGGUUAGAGAGUUUAGGUCUAGGGCAAAGCACCUUUAUGGACUUACAGGCUCGUAUGCAGCAAGAAUUAUUGUCUAAUCCAGAAAUGCUAAGACAAGUUUUAGACAAUCCUUUGGUGCAGCAAAUGAUGAAUGAUCCUGAGAAUAUGAGAUCACUUAUUACAUCCAAUCCUCAAAUGCAAGACCUUAUGGCUCGAAAUCCAGAAAUCAGUCACAUGUUAAACAACCCGGACCUACUUCGGCAAACCAUGGAAUUGGCGCGUAACCCUGCUAUGCUGCAGGAAUUAAUGAGAUCACAUGAUAGGGCCCUUUCAAAUCUUGAAAGUAUACCAGGUGGCUACAAUGCACUACAACGAAUGUAUCGUGACAUUCAAGAACCUAUGUUAAAUGUUGCAAGUAGCAUGGCAGGAAAUCCAUUUUCUGGACUGGUUGACAAUUCGGAUGGUACCAAUCCUCAACAAGGUGCUGAGAAUCGGCAACCAUUGCCUAAUCCUUGGCAGAGAGGUGGAAGUGGUACAGGAUCUACCACACCAGGUUCUGGCACUGGCCCAGGUCUAAUUAAUACACCAGGAAUGCAGUCUCUUUUGCAACAGAUGUCUGAGAAUCCACGCCUCAUGCAAUCAAUGUUGUCUGCUCCAUACACUAACAAUAUGCUUCAAGCACUCUCCGCUGACCCAGAAAUGGCCUCUCAACUCAUUAACCAGUAA
This is a messenger RNA of Leptosia nina, 1044 nucleotides long. Lineage: Eukaryota; Metazoa; Arthropoda; Insecta; Lepidoptera; Pieridae. The record is from the annotation of a GenBank genome assembly.